AUGGCGAUGGCGGGCGACCGCGGAGCUCCAGAAGAGUUUUGGAAUAGCCAUUUGCGGCCAGAGAUUGAUGAAGAACCCAAGAAUGUUUCUCAGGAGGCAGGGCAAAAUAACUCAAGUGGAGUAUCAGAUCUUAGCAUCCAUCAAGCUCGGAAAUCACAGCUUGAACAAAUGUUAAAACAUAUGACAUUUACUAGGUCUGAAACCCUGUACUUGAUAGCAUUGUUGCAUUCAAGAACCAUUGAGGAGUCACCUUCUGAUAACUUCCUUGCUGCUACUAAAUUUUCAAGAAUUGCUUCACCUGCUGAUGCCAACAAAGGUAGCACCAUGGGCACUGGCCCAAUAGCAUUGAGACAAGACUCAAAGUUUAUUAACAAAAAUGCAACAAUGAUGGGUUCACCACAACAACCAACGACUAUUGAGAACCUCCCAAACGAGCUUUUGGUAAAUAUAUUCAUUCGCUUACUGGCCAAACAGCUUGCUCAAAUGAGAUCCAUCUCUAAAUCUUGGAAUUCCCUAUUAUCUAAAUCCUCCUUUGUAAGAACCCAACUCAAUCAUUCCAUCUAUAACCAAGAUAAAACUCUCUUUCACUUCUCUGAUGACCAUUAUUAUGGCUUCAAACUCUCGGUCAACCCCAAUCCCCAACUCAUUAGUUUCAUCAAACUUCCACCUAACCCCGAAUCUCCACAUACAAGCAUCAGAGUUAUUGAUUCUGUCAACGGCUUAAUAUGCUCUUCUUACAGUGAUACGGUCAUUCAGAUUUGGAACCCUUCUCUCUCCACUGUGUUAACUCUUCCGCCAUAUUUCAUGCCCUGCAGUGCUUAUGAUUCAAUCAAAAUCUUAUUCCGGUUUGGGUUUGAUCCAAAAACUGAUGAUUACAAAGUUGUGAAGCUUACAGCCUAUGCUGGUGGAUCCUGUGUUGUAUGGUGGAUGGAUGUUGAGAUCUAUAGCAUGAAAAAGGGUUCCUGGAAGUUAAUUACCGAAAGGUUUCCAUCACACAUCACAUGGAUUGAUGAGAACGAAGUCGUUUGUGCGGAUGGACAUGAUGGGUAUCUUCAUUGGCUUGGUUAUAUUACUGAGGAGAUGAAUUUGAAAACGAUAGUGGCGUUUGAUUUGGGUUCAGAGACAUUCCGUGAGAUACCUUUUCCAGAUUCUAUAGUAGCUUCUGAAUAUGGCCGAUUUGAUGCUUUAGGAGUUUUGGGGGGAAAGCUUUGUGUGAUGUCAUGGGAUGAGGAUGUUGGAUGUGAGGUGUGGGUGAUGGAGGAGUAUGGAUGGGUCAAACGCCAUGUCUUUUCACAGUUUAUUGGUGAUAUGUAUCCGUUUGGAUUCACAUCAGCCAACAAGUUUCUUAUUCAAGAUCAGUAUUCUCGUCUUGUUUUGUAUGAUCCAGUUACAGAAGAGGCUCAGAUUUUGAAGAAUGAUUUUUCGUAUGCAGAAUAUGAAGCAGGUAAAAUCGUGGAGUACGUCGAUAGUCUUGUUUGGGUAGCACCUGUUAAGUGUGAGAUAGUGGAUGCUUGAGGUUGUGUUUGAUUUUCUCAGCAUUUUUUAAUAGGUUUAAAAACUUAAAUUUCAUUUUUGUUACCUAUUGCAUACGGAGUGACAUUGACAGAUUUGUUGCUGAUGUGGAUUAUGACAUUGCAACAUAUUUGAUUUUUUUUUUUAUGUUGAGUUGAUUCAUGAAAUCUGCUCAAAAUCCAUAUGUUGGUUUGUAU
Messenger RNA from Lactuca saligna, 1709 nucleotides. The record is from the annotation of a GenBank genome assembly. Lineage: Eukaryota; Viridiplantae; Streptophyta; Magnoliopsida; Asterales; Asteraceae.